UCAAAAAUGCAUCAAUCAUUUAUGUCGCCUUCAUCAUUGGCCAGAAAGAGUAUCGUCGAAAGACGGUUAACUUUACGAAGAGAGACUCAAAAAUGUACGUACUACUCAAAGAUCUUGUAAUUAAUAUGUACAGAUAUAAAAUAAAAUUUACCAAUUUUUUAAAUAAAUGAACGAUUCAUAUAAAGAUAGUUACAUGAGAAAGCUCUAUUAUAGACUAAAACUUCCCUGAGAUUACACAGUUUCAUAUUACUUAUUAUUGAUCAAACAAUUCUUGAAAGCUAGUUGUAUUGUCAAGUUCCUUGAAAAUCGUUCUUCUCUUUUUCUCAUAUUUCUUUAAAAAAGUUUCUAAGUUAGAUUUUGUGAAGUAUCAUGCCUAUUGAACCAUCAUUGUUAGAAAGAAGACUUUGCGAAGCGUUUGAUGUGUUUGAUAAUGCAAGGAGUGGAGAGGUAGAUGUUAGAGAUUUGGGAACUAUAAUUAGAGCAUUAGGAUGUGUCAUCACGGAAGCUGAGUUACAAGAAAUACAAGUAGAAGUAGAAGAUGUCGAAAAUAAUUGCGUGCCACUGAACAGAUUUGUGGAAUAUAUGAGCAAAGCGAUUAACGAACGCAAGUUUAAACCAGCAGAACCAGAAGAGUUAUUGAAAGCGUUCCAAUUAUUAGAUCCUGAAAAUCGCGGAUAUAUCAUGAAAGAUGAUUUAGAGAAAUCAAUUAUGGAAAUUGGGGAACCAUUUACAAAGGAAGAAGUGGCCGAUAUGAUGGCCGUAGCCUGCGAUGCCGAAACUGGAAAAAUUAAUUAUGAGCAUUACAUCAAUUUGCUAAUUGUAAAAAUUCCCGAAAAUAUUAAUGUAUAUAAUAUUAUUGAUGAAAUGGAAACUGCAAAAUUGGCAGAAUUGCCUAAAAGGCGCAGAUGGGAAAGCAUUUUGUUUAAGGAAGAUAUUACCUGACACAAAAUAUAUUACUUUAGUGGCAAUAAUUUAUAUGAAAAGGAUAUGAUAUCAAUAUAAGAAAUAUU
Molecule: messenger RNA, 1010 nt
Organism: Temnothorax curvispinosus
Lineage: Eukaryota; Metazoa; Arthropoda; Insecta; Hymenoptera; Formicidae
Product: dynein regulatory complex protein 8-like
Exons: 5
Coding region: 370-942 (190 amino acids)
Molecular function (GO): calcium ion binding
Source: RefSeq, a predicted model, not a curated record